AACAGUGGCUUGACCGCAGCCCAACCUGACUGCCCAGUCCAUGGACUGGUGUGUCUGCCCGCUCUGAGGUUUGUCCUUUCUUCCCCUGCCGGAGUAGACCCAAAAACCACCACCACCCACCUGAACAAGAUGAACGGGAUGAACCAAGGAGUGAUGCGCCGCUACAAUGUGGUGAGGCUGACGCUAAUACCCAAAGAGGAGGCUGCCGAGGAUGGAGCCGCCAAUCAAAGGGUAACAGCAGGAGCAGCAACGACAACCGCCAGACCAGACACCAUGACCUGCCUGGAAUUCAGCAGGGCAGUUCUCCAGAGAGGUAUGGGCUUUCUGUCAUCUGACCUGAACUGCCUGGUGAAACGCCCAGAGCCACAGGAAUCAUUUGAAGCCAGUUUCAAGAACCCCCAGUUACUAGAACAGUUUUGGUCAAAAUGUAGCCCUGUUUAACAGACUCCGAGCAUACCCCCUUUCCGACACAGAAUCCAAUUAGUUACAGUACAGUUUCACAAUGAAUGCAUCCAGGACUACGACAUACAAGUUUGGUUAAGCAGUUUCACCACCCUCAAGUCAGUGGCUAGGAGGAUCCUGGAUGAAGACAACGUCUGGACUGGGGCACGAAAACAACUGGUCCUGUUAAGACUGGAACCAACCGGAGUGGGCAGUGUCCAACACCUCCCCAGCACCAUCACACUGGGAAUCAACAGAGGCUCGUCCUCUGCUACGGCAUGUCCAAACUGUGCAGGAACUGCGGCCAACUGGGCCAUCUGGCCGCAGCCUGCACAGCCAUCAUCUGCAAGAUCUGUAAAGACAACCAUCCUACCUCAGACUGUACCUCCAAAUGCCCCUGCAACCUGUGCGGGAAAGGGGGCCACUUCUUCAGAACCUGCCCCAGUUCUUACGCCGGCAGGGCAAGGGCCAACGCCACCAACCCAACCCCAAUAACCCAAAUCCCAAACCCACCAAUCCUCCACCAGACAACAACAACAAAGACCCAGAACCAGACCUUUCCACAGGCACCGCCCAACCCACCACCCAAGAUGUCCCAGAAACGGCCCCCUACCCUGUCACCACCCAAGAUGACCCAGAAACAGCCCCCACCCCCACCUCAACCCCCUCCAAACCCCUGCUCAAAUGGGAGCCGGUUUUGAGAGAGGCCAUAUAACUGGAAUAACCCCUUGCCUCACAACUCCAGUUCUUAGACGAUGACCCAAACUGGAUGAAAAUGACCAAACAAAAAAAAAACAGACAAACAACAGACCAACAAGAGACCAGAAGACCACCCCAGAACACAAAACCUGACACUAGCAGGCACGACACACAAAACCCCCUAUCCCCUCUGAGAAACCGUCACCCCCUCCUAGACCCCUCACCAUACCACCCCCCCCCCCCCCCCCCCCCCCCCCCACAGUCCAUUACUUCCUCUGAUCACUCCUCUCUUCCCCUUACUGCCCCUGAUUCCCCACUCCAACCACAAACUGCCCUUGACCCCCUACCAUACCCCCUACUGCACCCGACUCCUCCCCCUGCUCCUUAGCGACCCAGAUCCAUCCCCCUUAGCCCUCCCCGCCCUCCGAAACGCCUUCACCCCUCCCAGCAUACCCCAUUCCAUCACCAAGCCAGUACAGGGGGCCACCAGGCAGUCAGUGGGGAGGCACGCCAAGACCUGUGAACAGCCACGAACCACCCAACAACACAAACGACCCACUAGAGACCCUCAUUCAAAUCUACAACGAAAUUAUCAGACCUGGACCCCCCCGUUUACCCAUCAUCAUGACCCUGACAACACACUCCGAAAAAAAGGACUUUCCCCAGAUGGCUGUUCAGGGUUGCCUCUCCACUAGGGAAUCCAUCUAUAGACGGCACAAGGUAAGUACAGAUAACUGCCCCACUUGCACUGAACACACCUACCAACUGUUUGUGAGUGCUCCGUGGCCAGGUGGGUCUGGGCCAUGUCCAUCGGCCACCAGCGCCCAGGCCGAUGGACAUACCCCUCCCUCUCCAUCCCUUUCCCCCUUCCUCACUCUACACUUAUCCCUCUCACGGAACCAGAACCAGGAACCAUUCAUCACCACACCAGAAGAAGCAUGGAGGAAGGACUAAAGAUCUAGACCUACGCCCGGAGCAAGCAGGCCACUUAGGCUUCCAGGUGCAUCUGCUCGCUCCUCAGGUUGUCCUUCCUCCCCUCUGCAGAUCCAGUAUCAGACCCAGUUCCAGUACCACACCCAGCACCAGAACACUAGAAGAGGUGCAGAGGAGAGACCAAACACCAGACAUUCACCCAGAGCAAGCAUUGACCUCCGGGUCUAGGGCUCCCUUGCAUGUCUGCUUGCUCCUCAGGUUGUCCUUCCUCCCCUCUGCAGAUCCAGCACUAGUCCCAGCACCAAUCCAGAUCCCGGUUUCCAGCACCAGUCUCAGCACCAGACCACCAGAGAAGGUGCAGAGGAGGGACCAGAGAUCACAUCUUCACUGGAGCGUGCAUGCCAAAGGGAAGUACCACCACUGACCUCUGGACUCCCUUGUAUGUCUGCUCCUCCCCUCUACAGACCCCAACCCAGCCCCAGUUCCUGGUUAAUUUUUUCCCCAGACCCAGCACCAACCCCUGGUUUCCAGCCCUGGGACCAGCAUGAUUUCCAACCCCGCCCCAACCCCAACCCAGGUUUUCUCGGUCCCAGCACCAACUCUGGACAGAGCACCGACAACCACUCACCAAGUAAGGACGACUCCAAAUCUAACUACACCAACUCCUCAAAGAAACUGUCAAAGAAGAAUAUA
This is a messenger RNA of Coregonus sp. 'balchen', 2766 nucleotides long. Lineage: Eukaryota; Metazoa; Chordata; Actinopteri; Salmoniformes; Salmonidae. The record is from the annotation of a GenBank genome assembly.